AAGGACGUAUAACUGGACGCGUCAUGAAUAUGUAUGAGGGAGUUUUGUAAGAGGUCACGUUGCGUUGCGGCAUCAGAACGCCAGAGUCGGUCAGUGAGCAUCAUCUCUCUCUACGUCCUCUCAGCUUUCACACGUAAACCAGGUUGUUCUGAGCAGCAGUCAUCAUGACACAUCAGUACCCAGCACUCACCCCCGAGCAGAAGAAAGAGCUGCAGGAAAUCGCCCAGCGCAUCGUCGCGCCCGGCAAAGGCAUCCUCGCUGCGGACGAGUCCACAGGCAGCAUGGCCAAGCGCCUGAACCCCAUCGGUGUUGAGAACACGGAAGAGAACCGCCGUCUGUACCGCCAGCUCCUCUUCACGGCGGACGAGCGCAUCGACAAGUGCAUCGGCGGCGUCAUCUUCUUCCACGAGACGCUUUACCAGAACACAGACGACGGCACUAAUUUCACCAAGUUGAUCAAGGACAGGGGCAUUGUAGUGGGCAUUAAGGUCGACAAAGGUGUCGUUCCUCUGGCAGGAACCAACGGAGAAACCACGACUCAGGGGCUGGACGGCCUGUCUGAACGCUGCGCUCAGUAUAAGAAGGACGGCGCUGACUUCGCCAAGUGGCGUUGUGUGCUGAAGAUCAGCGAGACCACUCCCUCAGAACUGGCCAUCAUGGAGAACGCCAAUGUCCUGGCUCGCUAUGCCAGCAUCUGCCAGCAGAACGGCAUCGUGCCCAUCGUGGAGCCCGAGAUCCUGCCUGAUGGAGAUCAUGACCUCAAGCGCUGCCAGUACGUCACAGAGAAGGUUCUCGCCGCCUGCUACAAGGCUCUGUCCGACCAUCACGUCUACCUGGAGGGCACGCUGCUCAAACCCAACAUGGUGACCGCCGGACACGCCUGCCCCACCAAAUUCUCCAGUGAGGAGAUCGCCAUGGCAACAGUCACUGCCCUGCGCCGCACCGUUCCUCCAGCAGUCACGGGCGUCACCUUCCUCUCUGGAGGCCAGAGCGAAGAGGAGGCAUCCGUUAACCUGAACGCCAUCAACAACUGCCCCCUGACCAAGCCGUGGGCGCUCACCUUCUCCUACGGCCGUGCUCUGCAGGCUUCAGCCCUCGGCGCCUGGCGCGGGCUCAAGGAGAACACGAAAGCUGCCACAGAGGAGUUCAUCAAGCGUGCUGAGGCUAACGGUCUGGCCGCUAAGGGAAAGUACGUGUCCAGCGGAACCGGCGGAGCCGCAGCGCAGUCUCUGUACGUGGCCAACCACGCCUACUAAAAAAAAAACCCAUCGAUCCGCUUUCUCCAGCUUCCGCCGACCAGUAGUAUCUCCCCUUCACCGUGUCACCAGCCAAUCACAGGCCCGCGCUGUCGUCCGUUCAACAGUCAUCAAUAAAUAUUCUGUCUCGCUCAAACACACUUAAGAGGAAAAGCUGGAAAGCAGAACGAGGAGAUCUUAAAAGGUCAUUUUGUGACACCGGUUCUAAACUUGUUAAUCAAAUAGUGUUGCCUGCAUGGCUGAGUUAUUAACACCUUAUUUGAGGUUUUUGUUGUUUUUUUUUUUGUUUCGGUUAUAAGUAUUUGAUUCCACUGCGCUCGCACCAGAUCUCUGUAGUUCUUAUGUCUCGUCAUACUGCUGUGGGCGCGAGCGCGGAACAGUGGGGAGCAAUUAUCCAUUCCAGAUGUUGUAACAGUCCAAAGCAUUGCAAAAGUGUGUGUGUGUGUGUGUGAAGAGACGCAGUGGCAUACAUCUAUAGGUCAGUACUUCUGUGUGCAUCACAACAGUUUUAACAACCAACAGAGGGACGUUAUUUACUCCUAUACUACCGAGGGUCCUGGAUCGCUCGCUCAUCUACUGUCUGAUCGUCAUAGAAUGCUAACUAUAUUAGUUUCCUGUUUUGUGUAGUGUGCUUGAAUGUACUAUGUUCUCUCUCCAUCUUUGUAGCCUAGCGAUGCAGAGACGGUAAAGUUUAUCGGUUUAACAUGCUGGUAAGGACCUAACCAUGGAGAAUUUCGAGUAGAGGGGUCACUGCUGAUUUGGCUAAACUGUGAUGUUGUGGUGUUCUUCCCUAAGCACUUGAUGUCAAGCAGAAAAAUAAUAUAAUAUAAUAAUAAAAAAAGAUUAAAAUCCCA
Messenger RNA from Tachysurus vachellii, 2110 nucleotides. It is a transcript of the gene aldocb, whose product is annotated as aldolase C, fructose-bisphosphate, b. The record is from RefSeq and is a predicted model, not a curated record. Gene Ontology annotation, biological process: fructose 1,6-bisphosphate metabolic process; glycolytic process. The transcript has 9 exons. NCBI's taxonomy places the organism in Eukaryota, Metazoa, Chordata, Actinopteri, Siluriformes, Bagridae. Gene Ontology annotation, cellular component: cytosol. Gene Ontology annotation, molecular function: fructose-bisphosphate aldolase activity. The coding region runs from base 165 to 1256 and encodes 363 amino acids.